Saprolegnia parasitica CBS 223.65 is the source of this 2079-nucleotide messenger RNA. RefSeq lists its product as hypothetical. Gene Ontology annotation, biological process: protein transport to vacuole involved in ubiquitin-dependent protein catabolic process via the multivesicular body sorting pathway; protein targeting to vacuole. The transcript has 7 exons. Gene Ontology annotation, molecular function: metal ion binding; phosphatidylinositol-3-phosphate binding; ubiquitin binding. The record is from RefSeq and is a predicted model, not a curated record. Bases 1 to 2079 code for a protein of 692 amino acids. Gene Ontology annotation, cellular component: ESCRT-0 complex. Lineage: Eukaryota; Oomycota; Saprolegniomycetes; Saprolegniales; Saprolegniaceae.
AUGGCGGCGCCGAAGAAGAGCGAGGCCAUCCGCCUGGCCGAGAGCUGCAAGUGGGCCGAGCUGCGCGCGCUCGUCGAGCGCGAUCCCGCGGCCGCCCAGGACCGCGACCGCUAUGGCAUGAUCCCGCUGCAUUGGGCUUGCACCGACAGCCAUACGCCCCAGGAGCUGCUCAUGCUGCUCCUCAAGGCGUACCCGCAGGGCGCGCGCGUCUUCAACUCGGGCAAGAUGCUGCCAUUGCACAUUGCGAUCAAGGCGCAGGCCAACGUCGAAUGGCUCCAGGCGCUGCUCGCCAAUUACCCCGAGGCCGUCCUCGUCAAGACGCCCGUCAACGAAGACGUCUUGUCGCUCGCAAAGAAGUCGCGCCUGCCGCCUCGCACGCUCCACCUCCUUGAAGAGAUGCGCGACCACGUACAGAAGAUGCACGGGUCGCGCGAGAGCUUCCCGGAGCGCCUCGGGUCCCAGUCCAGCGAGCCUGGCGAUGACAACGUGCUCGACGACGACCAUGCGAUGCCACGCAAGUACAGCAAUGGGCUGCAACGCCCGGCGUCGCACUCGGCGCCGGCCUUCCGCAACACGCCGUCGUCCAGCUACGGCUCGCAGCGCAGCUACAACGACUCGCUCUCGGAGAAUCACAUGCCGUUGAACAUGCAGAUCCCAAUGGAAGUCGAGGAACAACCGUAUCUGCUCGACCCGCAAGCCCGCCGGUACUCGAACCGCCUCGUCGUCUCGCUUCCGCCUCGGUGGCAGAACGCACCCAACUGCCACAUUUGCUCGUGCAAGUUUGGCACGUUCAAGAAGCGCCACCACUGCCGCAACUGCGGGCAGUCGAUCUGCACCGACCACUCGGCCAAGCAAAAGCUCAAGCUGCCCCACUUUGGCUUGACGUCGCGCCAGCGUGUCUGCGUCCUCUGCCACGACGCGCUCACGCGGGUCGAAGCACCGAUUCUCGACACGCACGUAAUCGCACACGGCGCGCCCUUGUACUCGCAGCGCGCGCAUUUGCCUGGCACGAUGCAGCGCACGCAGUCGACAGGCAGCAUGUCGGGCAGCUCGUCGCGCGGGUUCGUGCCACCGCCGCCGCCGCCGCCGCACCGGACGUACAGUGCGUCGUCGUCGCGCUCGGACGACAUGUCGCCGCACAUGUACCCGCCAAGCAAUUACUCGGACAAGGACACGAUGCUCGAGGACAUGAACAUGCAAGUCAUGCUGCUCCAGCAGCAAGUGUCCAAGCUCAUGGAAGAAAAGCAGCAGGCCGAGGCGCUCUUGCUGCGACACACGAGCCUCUCCGAGUCGGCGAGUGCGCGGAAUACGGAAGACAGCAGCUUCUCGCGCGCGCAGGACCUCGGGCUCUCGAUCACACGCGACCCGUCCAUGCUCGGGCUCACGCCGCAGCCCGUGACGACGCCGCCGCCCGUCUCGCCCGUCGCAGCGCAUGUGGAGCCCCCGCUCUCGACCACCUAUUCCGACACGUCCGAGACGUACACGUAUGACAUUCGCGAGACGUCGCUGACGGACCAUGACACGCGAGACACGUAUUUUGAAUUCCGCGAUACCGCAUACAGCUUGGACGAUCGGGAAACCUUUGUCGCCAAGUACCUCAAGCCGACGACGCCCGUGGCCAACCUCGCCAACAUCUCCGAGAGCCCCGAGUCGUCGGCCGUCAAGUUUGACGACAACGAAGAAGAGGCAGCAGCAGCAGACGAAGCAGACGACGAGGACACCAUGUCGGUGCACGACCUCGUCGACGACGACAUUCCGCGCGACAUUCAGGAAGUCGACACGCUUGUGACGCUAGGAAUUGCCAUGCUACAGAAAGGGUCGGCAAGCGGCGCAGUCGCGGCGUUUGAACGGGCGGUGGAGCUGCUGCCGCGCGACCCGCUCCUCUACUCGUACCUCGGCAAAGCGUAUUAUGCGGACGAGGACCUCGACCGCGCCGUGCUGGCGCUCGAACGGUCGCUGGACCUGGUCCCGUCCGCCGCCAACUCGACGCUGCUCGGCAAGAUCCUCUUUGAGAAGGGCGACCACGACAAGGCCAUUCUCGCCUACCAGAGGUCGCUGGAGAUCCAGCGGGGCAACUAG